CAUGCGAUGUGACACUUGCCCACAUCUUGCUUUGCAGUUUGUUCUUCGCGAUUUAACAAUAAAUCAUUGUAGUGUAUUUGUGUGCCACUCUUAAUAUUUUAUCGUAGAUGAAGCGCAGUAAGACGAGUUCUCUUUUCAGUUGAUUGUUUCGAGUUUAUUAUAAUGUCAGGGGGAACUCGACUUGAAAACGCCAAUCCUCUGAUAUUUCAGCGAUCAGGAGAAAGACUCCUGACUGCCACUGAUGAAGAUGAGGAUGUAGCUGACCCCAUCGAUGACAGGGAGAUCUUCGAUCUGAUCAGAUCAAUCAGUGAUCCUGAACACCCACUGUCCCUCGAAGAGCUGAAUGUCGUGGAACAAAUGCGCGUUAAUGUGAAUGAUCAGGAGAGCACAGUGUCUGUGGAGUUUACACCUACCAUCCCACACUGCAGUAUGGCCACACUCAUUGGCCUGUCCAUCAAAGUCAAGCUUCUGCGCUCCCUUCCUGAGAGAUUUAAGAUUGAUGUUCACAUCACACCCGGCACUCAUGCCUCAGAGGAUGCAGUUAAUAAGCAGCUUGCAGACAAAGAGAGAGUGGCAGCAGCUCUGGAGAACUCUCAGCUACUGGAGGUGGUCAACCAGUGUCUGUCCACAAGAAUUAUGUGAUUCUUUUUCAUGUUUUUUUAUUUUUUUUUAAUAAUUGUAAUACUCAACAAACAAUACAAGAUCAGAAAGCCUUAUUUGUAUUUUCAAGUGAGUAUAUUUUUAAUCUUUAUGUUUGCUCAUUGCUCAGAUUGUGUAUUCUUGAAGCAUCCAAGUUGAGUUACAACUGGUAGCAAUAAAAUGAGUAACAGGGAAGUUAUAUUGAAAUAGGAUCCCCCUUUCUGUUUGAGGUUUCAUAUACACAGAAUAAAAAAAAAUCUUGUAACUAUGCUAAAUAUUUGUGAACAUAUAUACAAUAAAAUGAUUUUUUUAAUGAUAAUCUUACAGUAUAUUGAUACAGCAUCCUAAUACUAAGUAAUAUUCCUUGGAAUGAAAAAUAAUUUGUACAGUACAACUGAAAUAAAACAGUUGCCACUUG
Messenger RNA from Myxocyprinus asiaticus (Chinese sucker), 1057 nucleotides. Its product is annotated as cytosolic iron-sulfur assembly component 2B-like. The transcript has 5 exons. Bases 163 to 642 code for a protein of 159 amino acids. The record is from RefSeq and is a predicted model, not a curated record. Gene Ontology annotation, cellular component: cytosolic [4Fe-4S] assembly targeting complex. Gene Ontology annotation, biological process: iron-sulfur cluster assembly. NCBI's taxonomy places the organism in Eukaryota, Metazoa, Chordata, Actinopteri, Cypriniformes, Catostomidae.